AUGCACGCAGUGACUCUUGGUACCGUGGGAGGCGAGGCAACGGAGACUCAGAAUGCUGGAAUCAUGGCAGAAGAGGAGUCAGUGAAACUAUAUAUAGAUUUAUUACGUGAUGGCCUAAGACCAGAUCAAUUUACAAUAGCAAGUGUUUUAAGAGCUUGCUCAUCUCUUAAAGAAGGCUUGUAUCUCUGUAAACAGGUUCACGUUCAUGCAGCAAAAACUGGAAUCAUCACUGACAGUUUUGUUUAUACUGCCCUUAUUGAGUAUUGUAGAAGUGGAAAUAUGGAGGAGGCAGAGUUUCUUUUUGAAAACAAAGGUGAAAUUGAUUUUGCAUCUUGGAAUGCAAUGAUGUUUGGGUACGUAAUGAAUAAUGAGAGUCAGAAAGCAUUGGAACUCUUCAGUCUGAUUCAUGAAACUGGAGAGAAGGCAGAUCCAAUUACUUUGGCAACGGCGGCUAAAGCCUGUUGUUGCUUGGUUGGGUUAGAGCAGGGGAAACAAAUUCAUGCUUAUGCAAUAAAAACCAGGUUUGACAUAGAUUUAUGCGUUAGCAGUGGUAUCCUAGAUAUGUAUAUUAAAUGUGGAGACAUGGAAAGUGCACACGUGGUUUUCACCCAAAUCCCUGUGCCUGAUGACGUUGCAUGGACAACUAUGAUCUCAGGAUGUGUGGAAAAUGGAGAUGAGGACCGUGCUCUUUCCAUGUAUCCUCAGAUGAGACUUUCAGGGGUGCAGCCUGAUGAAUACACGUUUGCCACCCUUGUCAAAGCCACCUCUUGUCUCACAGCAUUGGAACAAGGGAGACAAGUUCACGCAAAUGUUAUAAAGUCGGACUAUACUGUAGAUCCUUUUGUCGGGACCUCACUUAUUGACAUGUAUGCCAAGUGUGGGAACAUUGGGGAUGCAUAUCUUUUAUUCCAGAGGAUGAACAUUAGGAACAUUGCUCUGUGGAAUGCUAUGUUGGUUGGUUUAGCUCAACAUGGAAAUGCCAAAGAAGCCCUCAACCUUUUUGAAACUAUGGAAUCUAAUGGUAUUGAGCCAGAUAAAGUAACCUUUAUUGGAGUACUUUCUGCUUGUAGCCAUUCUGGUUUAAUUUCUGAAGCCUACAAGUAUUUUGAUUCAAUGAGAAAAAAUUACUGCAUUAAGCCCGAGAUCGAGCACUACUCUUGUCUAGUUGAUGCGCUAGGCCGGGCAGGGCAUGUUCAAGAGGCAGAAAAGUUGAUUGUAUCAAUGCCCUUUGAAGCUUCUGCCUCAAUGUAUAGAGCUCUGCUUGGUGCUUGUAGGAUUCAAGGGAACACAGAUACUGGAAAACGUGUGGCAGAACAGCUAUUGGCAUUGGAGCCAUCUGAUUCGGCAGCUUAUGUUCUCUUAUCCAAUAUCUAUGCUGCUGCAAACCAAUGGGAUGGUGUAACUGAUGCUCGGAAAACAAUGGAGAGGAAAAAAGUAAAGAAGGAUCCGGGUUUCAGCUGGAUAGAUGUGAAGAAUAGGGUGCACUUGUUUGUGGUGGAUGAUAGGGACCAUCCACAAACUGAUUUGAUAUAUGAUAAGGUGGAGGAUGUGAUAAAAAGGAUCAGAGAAGAAGGAUAUGUCCCUGAUACCGACUUUAUGCUGCUUGAUAUGGAAGAAGAGGAAAAAGAACGUGCCCUUUAUUACCAUAGUGAGAAGCUAGCUAUAGCUUAUGGACUCAUAAGCACUCCUCCAUCCUCUACUAUUAGAGUAAUUAAAAACCUUAGAGUUUGUGGAGAUUGCCAUAGUGCAAUCAAGUAUAUCUCAAAGGUUUAUCAGCGAGAAAUUGUGUUGAGAGAUGCAAAUCGGUGUUUCGGAGAUGGAAUCUGCACUUGUGGUGAUUACUGGUGAUGUUGAAUAGAUCUUAUUGUUUUUCUCUCAACUAAUUCCAACC
Carya illinoinensis is the source of this 1891-nucleotide messenger RNA. Its product is annotated as pentatricopeptide repeat-containing protein At4g33170-like. The record is from RefSeq and is a predicted model, not a curated record. Lineage: Eukaryota; Viridiplantae; Streptophyta; Magnoliopsida; Fagales; Juglandaceae. Gene Ontology annotation, biological process: RNA modification. Gene Ontology annotation, molecular function: zinc ion binding; protein binding; RNA binding.